GAGGAGAGGAGGGAGCGUGUAGAGGCGCACACUGCUGCUGGACUUUCACUCUUCUCUCUCCUGCUACCCCCUGAACACCUCGCAGCUUCGCCCUCGGCUCCCCAACCCGGGACCAUGGACAUGAAAGUGGUCGCCCUGGUGACCUUGCUGGUGGCAACACUUGUGCUCUCCGAGGGAAAACCGGUCAGUCUGAGUUACAGAUGUCCCUGCCGAUUCACAGAGAGCAACGUAGCCAAAGCCAACAUCAAGCAUCUCAAAAUCCUCAACACACCCAACUGUGCUCUCCAGAUCGUGGCAAAGCUGAAGAGCAGCAGCAGACAAGUAUGCAUUGAUCCUAAAUUAAAAUGGAUUCAAGAAUACCUGGAAAAAGCUUUAAACAAGAGGUUCAAGAUGUAAAAGGCACGCAUUGUAAGACUGAAGCCUGAAGGAUUUCUUACUGUAGGACCAGAAAGCAGAUAACAAGUAUUAGGGAAGGAAUGCUCAUGGCUGUCACCAGGCAGCUCUAGGGAUGGCUAAUGCAUUUCAAAAGCUCUGUUUUGCACAAAUCCCGGCUUGCUUUCACUGUAUUAUUAUGUAGCAAGAUAUAUGGUGUUUAUUUUUUAUUAAGUUUGUUCUAUUGAAUGUCACUGGUGACAGAUAUGAACUCAUUAGACUAAGUCCUUUAUUUUUACUUAUGUUAUCAUUUUUCCUUUGUGAGCCCUAGUUUAUCUUGCACUCAUUGUUUGGGGCACACCAAAAGUUACUGGGUUUUAUGUAUAAAUAUAUGGCAGGACAUGAGCUGCAAUAUGUGCCAAGAUCUUUAGCUGAAGAGUAUGACUUUUUGAUAUGAAGGAUAUGGCCAUUUUUAGGGAUAUGGGCCCAGAAUAACAGCUACCAUUGUUGGCCCAGUAUUAGGUGGGUGGCCUGAUUUUUUUUUUAAUCAGUAUAUUGCUCUUGAGUUAAUUCCUUCUCUUCAUGUGAGAACAGAGAGCAUCUUUUCAGGUCAAGAGAAAGUCAUCUGGGAGGAUCAUAGAUGCUCAUAAGGUUGGCCCAUUAUUGGCCAUUGUCAAAAACGUGAGGGCAGAGCAGGGCUACACCAUCCAUGUUGUCACCUGCAUCCCAUCAUUUUCUCCUCAUUUUCAUUUUUUUUCCUCCAUCCAUCACCAUGUGUAUCUGAGACUGUCUUUGUCCAUGGCACAGAAAAAGAAAUCUCUCAAGACUAAACUUUUGAUUUAAAUUAAGCAUUGAAAAAUAAGUGGAAAUCUGUUAUGUCCCAAAGGUAUACUGCCAAUGGUGUGUGUGCCCUGUGUCUUGUAUGGAAUAUUGUCAAAAUGUCAAAUGCUGUGUUUUCGUGUAGCAUUGAUGUCAAACAGUAUACCCAAUGUAAAAUGCUGUAUGUUCUGUUGGAAUGCAAAGGCUGGGAUUGAACAUGGGUACCAUGAUGUCUCUUGACCCUACUGCCAAUUUGUCAAUGUGUGUGUGUGUGUGUAUGUAUAUCCCUUCAUUUUGGGGUUGUUUUAAUUGCCUCAAUGAUCAGGGGAUAAACAAUGUUCCUUUGCCUCAGCAGAGCAUAGUGUUCAGGUUAGUCACUGAGCUAGCCUUUUAGGACACUCACUCUGCUGCAGGCUGUGCACCUUGUCAUGGGGACCAAACAUUUCAGAAAUUAUGUGGGGAGCUUCACUCUGCAGCAGCGAGGAGUAGGAAACUUAGAAAUCAGAAUGUCCUGGAAAGACUCUUCCUCCUGUGUUGUGAAUAGUAGACAUUUUUUUUAAAAAAAAAAAUGAGACACUGGAACAUGAAUAUAUCUCCAAAAUAGGAAUCUGACGUGGUUUUACACCUGCACUAAUCUAGAAAUCAUACCUCUCUCUGUGCUCACAAAGGGAACCUGACCCACUCCUUUUUCAGCAUUGUCCCUUCUCUAAUUCUUUUUGGAAAGGAGUUAUUUGGCAUAGUCUUGAAAUAGAUCAGGCAGGAGGUAUCCACCAUCUAUACUUUCAGUUUGUUCCCAUGUUGCUUCUGCCUGUUCCUACCCUGUCUUUUAGGGGUCUUUUUAGUUCCUGAGAAUUAUGAGUCUUUUUUUUUCCCCUUGAGCUGAGUGAUCAAAAUGUCACAUGUAUUAAUUCAACAGAGUGCCUACUAUAUGCUAGGCCCACUGCUAUUUCCCUUGUCUCAGUUUACAUCCUCUCUCAAUCUGUGAACUCAACAAGAAAAUAUGAAGACAAGUUGACAGGCCAAGAUAAGCAAUAGGCAACAAAUAAAUUAUGUGUAUACAUAAUGAAAGAAAAAUUGGAUUUAAGUUUUUUUUCAAUUUAAUAAUCUGAGGGAUUAUCAAUAGCAUCUGUUAAAAAUUUAAACAUUUCUAUGUUGAUUUCUUUAAAUUGGAUCUGAGUAGUGGAAGAAGUUGAAUCUGUCAGCUGAAACCUUUUCUUUAUUCUAAUUUAGACAUUUCAAAUCACUCCCCAACUGCCUUUGUUGUUUUAAAAAAGCUGGAGACCACAAUGAAUUUCAAGAUUUUUCCAACUGGGUCCUUGACUUGAGACUAACUUGUCAUAUCCCUAACUUAACUUGUGAAUCACUUAUAAAAUGAAAUUUUGGUAGAAACAUGUUGGGGUUUUUUUUGUUUGUUUUUACAAAAGAUCUGAGGUUCUAAAAGAUUUAGAUCUUCCACCCUGGUUUCUUAGAUAUUUGGAAUCCUGAAUCAAUGGCCCUGUAUGUAGAUUCCAAAAUUACUAAGUCAUACAAAUGAGAAGAAAGCUACAUUUUUGUUUUUAAAUUUUUAAAAUUUCAGUAAGCUAAAGUUUUUUUAGGAGAUUUUUCACAUCUUUGUCACCUAGAGGAUAGAAGAAGAGACAGGAAGAAAAAUGGUAUUGUGUAAGAAACAAAUCUCCCCACCCCCAAGUUGACCAAGAUAGGCAUUCAUUGAAACAGCCCAUUUGCAAAUGAAUAUUCACUAAGGGCUCCUUGAUUUUAGAGAUAUGUGUUUUGUAGACCAUGAGGCCAUUCAACCCCAUGGAAUAAUAAAAGGGCAUUUGUCUUGAUACUGAAUCUUUUCUAUUGAAGUCCAGGCUCCCCACUUACAUCCUUUGAAUCAUAAAUGUUGAAGAAGGAAAGUAAUAUUAUAAGCCAGUUUAUUUCUGUUUAAAAAAAAGAGGUGACUGGGCUCCAGUAUCUUGUCCUGUUGUUUGAAUUACAUCCCAUUGUUGUGUGAGUGUGCCGACUUUAGGUGGACCAGUUGAGAGAUAUCCCUACUAGGAUGCUGAGACUGAGUAGAAGAGAAUUCAGCUCUUCACCAAACUUUACCAAAGAUAAAACUUCACCAAAGAUGAAUUUAGAGGCAGGAAUCAUUUUUGAGUAAAGUCCUGCAUAGCUACUAAUAGCAUCUGUAAGCAGGAGAGGAUUAAAAGUAUGUAGACAGAACAAGAAGCAUAUUUUCAGUAAAUGUCACUCUUAUCUAUUGUGGAAAACCACACACACUCUCCAGCAGGGAGGGAAUGAGAGCCAGGAAAGUGAAUCAUAUCUGGAGUUGUGACCUUGGCCAACAGUAUGUUUUCACAGCUUCAAUUCCAAAUGCAGGAUGCUGAAUUCUUUUUUUUUUUAAUUGUGAUGAUCCUGUAGUAGGAGAUGGUGACAUUUGAAUCUGAGAAUACAGCUGGAGGUGGAACUAACUGGUUUCCUUGGUGUUUUGUGAAUGUCUAUACUUCUACAUUGUCACUACUCAAGUCCUCUUAAUGUAAUUUGAUUUCUGUAAUCAACAAAAAGUCAGUAUCAUCACUUCUUUGGGAGCUUUGGACCUUACUCCCUUUGAAAUCCUUCAUUGAUACAUGUUGGACAGGGAAAACACACCUGAGAAAUUCCUCUUACCAGAAUGAUAGCUUUAUUUAUUUUUCUGGUUAGAAAUUUCUAGGUUCUAGACACAACCAACUCAGUGGCACUAUCAAGGGCCCAGGAGGAAUCAUUUGCCUAGAAAUAAUUUUCAUAAAAUCUCAGUCCCUGAUCAAUGAUAACAGUAUUGUUGUGUUGUUGUAGUAGUUGUUCAAAUGUGAUAAAUACUGUAUUUUGUAUUUUUAAAAAAGCAAAUCUCCCAUAUAAUGUGAAAAAAAUUUCCUCUAGAAGGCAGCUGUAGUGUAUACAUCAUGCUUCUUUUUCUUAAAAAAGUAACUCCUUUUGAGAAAGAAAAACAUGUUUUCAUCACAUUCAUGUCUUUGAUGGAUGUAUAUGCACUUAUCAUUUUCCUAAUAAAGAUCUAUAUUCAAACAUAA
Messenger RNA from Trichosurus vulpecula (common brushtail), 4238 nucleotides. RefSeq names its product C-X-C motif chemokine ligand 12 (gene CXCL12). The transcript has 4 exons. Gene Ontology annotation, molecular function: chemokine activity; CXCR chemokine receptor binding. Gene Ontology annotation, biological process: chemokine-mediated signaling pathway; positive regulation of cell migration; axon guidance. Gene Ontology annotation, cellular component: extracellular region; external side of plasma membrane. Bases 115 to 396 code for a protein of 93 amino acids. NCBI's taxonomy places the organism in Eukaryota, Metazoa, Chordata, Mammalia, Diprotodontia, Phalangeridae. The record is from RefSeq and is a predicted model, not a curated record.